Saccostrea cuccullata (small rock oyster) is the source of this 659-nucleotide messenger RNA. Its product is annotated as zinc finger protein 85-like. The transcript is spliced from 4 exons. Bases 1 to 525 code for a protein of 174 amino acids. The record is from RefSeq and is a predicted model, not a curated record. Lineage: Eukaryota; Metazoa; Mollusca; Bivalvia; Ostreida; Ostreidae.
AUGUCGGCCGAGGUCGUCGAAAUACCUGGUAAUGAUGGUUCGGAAUUGAAGCUUGAUCCGGACCCACCAGUGGCAACAACUGCACCUAGGAAAGGAGGCGGAUAUUGUUGUGACCUAUGUGGUAAACUGUAUAAAUCAAGCCAAAUGCUAGUCAUGCACAAGACAAUAGCACAUAACAUUGGAGACUAUCCUUACAAGUGUAAUCAGUGUAAUAAAGGAUUUUUCAAAAAAGCAAUGCACAAAAAUCACAUCCUGAAACAUUAUGGGAUCAAACAGUUUGAAUGUCAUAAGUGCCCAAGAGAGUUUACACACAAGAAAGACCUAGUGAUCCAUCUGAAAGCUGUCCAUCUAAAACAGGAAUUUGAAUGCAAAGAUUGUUUCAAAUUAUUUAAAUAUGAAAAGAGUCUAAGAAGACAUGUUAAAUCAAUUCAUGAAUGUAAGUCAUAUAAAUGUAUGAUCUGUGCUAAAGAUUUUAAAUAUGAAAGUAACUACAAGAGACACUUAAAGAAGAAACAUUCCCAGUAAUGGUCAUGUUCAUUCAUGUGUGACGAAGCCUAAUAAUGUUUGCUUUAUGUAACUGGUUGAUUGCCAAACUUUAUCCGUUCUUUGCGGAAGAAAUAUAAUAGAAAGCUGAGUAAUUCAUACAGCAUAUAUGUAAA